Messenger RNA from Rhodotorula toruloides NP11, 1377 nucleotides. RefSeq names its product MFS monocarboxylate transporter. Gene Ontology annotation, molecular function: transmembrane transporter activity. Gene Ontology annotation, cellular component: fungal-type vacuole membrane. The transcript has 9 exons. Lineage: Eukaryota; Fungi; Basidiomycota; Microbotryomycetes; Sporidiobolales; Sporidiobolaceae. Gene Ontology annotation, biological process: transmembrane transport. The record is from RefSeq and is a predicted model, not a curated record. The coding region runs from base 1 to 1377 and encodes 458 amino acids.
AUGUCUGUGUCGCCGGUGUCGACGCACAUCGCAGCAGACGACGUCGAGAAGGGAGGGAACGACGUAGAAGACGUCAAGGGCGACGGAGAGGCGGGAGUACCGGAGGUUGCGAAGGUCGACGAGGAGAAGCCGCUUGCGCCGCCUUCGUUCCCUGAUGGAGGGCGCAGGGCGUACAUGACGACGCUCGGAGGAGUGCUGGUGUUGUUCUGCACCUUCGGGACGUCGAACACCUACGCCUCGUUCCAGGAUGAGUGGCAGCGUAACCAACUGAAGGACUACACGCCAAGCAGCAUCGCCUGGAUCGGCUCAGCCCACCUCUUCAUCCUCUUCAUCAUGGGCCUCCCCUCCGGCCGCCUCUUCGACGCGGGCUACUUCCGCUACCAGUUGCCCAUCGGUUCGCUCCUAUGGUGCCUCGGCAUCUUCAUGCUGAGCUUGUCGACCGAGUACUACCAGCUCUUCCUAUCCUUCUCCGUCUGCCUGGGCAUGGCGCUCGGCCUCGUCUUCUCCCCGACUCUUUCCUGCGUCGCCUCGUACUUUUCGCCGAAGAAGCGAACCGCGUUCAUGGGUAGCGUAGCAGCCGGUGCAGCGCUCGGAGCCGUCGUCUUCCCCAUCAUCACCAACCACGUCUUCCCUCGGCGAGGCUUCCCCUUCGGCAUCCGUAUCCUCGCCUACAUCCACGUCGCCCUCCUCCUCCUCGCCAACAUCCUCAUGCGACCCAGGAACGACAUCCCCCCUCGCAAACCUCCUCCAGCGCUACCGCUCAUCUCGAGCUUCCUCAAGCAGCCGGCGACGUGGUGUGCGUGCUUGGGAUGCGCGUUCGUCAUGCUGGGCAUGUUCAUUCCGAUUUUCUACGUCCAAGUGUUCGUCCAGGACCACGGCGCGAGUCCUACAGUCGUGACCUACGCCCUCCCAAUUCUCAACGCCGCCGCCUGCCUCUCCCGCGUAAGCAUCGGCGUCGCAGCCGACAAAUUCGGAAACUUGACCGUUGCCGUACCCGUCACGACGCUCAUAGGCGGGAUGAUUUUCGCCAUGCUUGGGGCGACGUCGACGGGUGGAGCGGUCGCGUUUUGUGUCGUGUUUGGGGCGGCGAGUGGGGCUUGGGUGACGAUCAUGGCCCCGUCGCUCAUCUCGCUCUCCGCAAGCGUCCGCGAAUUCGGUGUCCGCGCCGGUCUAGGCUUCCAAUUCGUCGCCCUCGCCUCCCUCAUCGGCUCCCCAGUAGCCGGCGCCAUCUUGGGUGCGACGCCCCGAACCUCUUCAGGCGAGGCAAACUACCUCGGCGUCUGUGUCUUUGGUGGGUGCGCGACGUUGGUUGGCGCGGGGUUGCUUGCGGUUGCGAGGGGGUGUCAGGUUAGAGCGAAGGGGACGCAGUGGGUGUAG